AUGUCCCUGCGAAGAGGAGGCCGCUUCCCGGCGGCGGCCGGCUGGAAGCCCCCCAAGGCCCGAAGGAGGAAGCCGCCGGCCAGGCAGGAGUGGGACGCCACUGUUCACGACCUCACUGUGCACCGUGCUACUCCUGAGGAACUGGUACGACGCCAUGAGAUGCACAAGUCCAAGAACAAGGCCCUGGCACGUUUGGAAUUGGAAGAGAAUGCCUUAAAAAGCAAAUGGAAGAAGCAGAGACCACGAGUUCCCGAGUCUUUGGAAAAAAGAAAGCUGGCCCUAAUGAGAGAGAUCCUCUCUGAUCAGUACCAUCUGCAGGAUGUCCUUGAGAGAUCUGACCAGGCCAUGGCUGUGGUGAAGGACUUGUUUGGAGAUGCUCCUCGCAGGCAUUUAGGCUUCCCAAAUGUGACGGUGGCUCCUGACUGUGACACGGAAUCCGCUGAAGGACCCAUCAUGCAAAAAUUGGAUCCCCCCACGCAGCUCUCCAUUCUCAGCGAGUCUGUCAUGGAUCCCCAGGCUCUCAACGAAGUAGAGGAAGGCUCUUCAAGCUUGCCGCUCGGGGGUGAGGACAUCCAAGACACGUCCUUCAACUCUGGAUCCAGCAUUGAUGCAAACAGGGUGCUUCACCUUCCGCAGGAGAAGAGCUCUGUGACGGAUUGCCAAGAAACAGCCGUUAAACAACAAACAAGCACUACCUCAUCGCAGGAACCAAACUUGUUAGCGACUCCAACAAGAGACUUUUCAUCACUGGACUCCCUUAACGCUACCAAUGUCGUGAGGAGAGUCCAUUCAAGACUUGUGAACGAAGACCAAGUUGCCGACAUCACAUACAUUGUGCAGCAAGUGCUGAAUGCCAACCUGAAGAAGCAGAAGCAGCUUUCAGCAAAAGUAAAGAAAGCGCAAACCACACUGACACCAGCCCGACAGAAGAAGAAUCGCUCAAACGCAGCCCCGGUUUCGAGUGGCCGCAUGUCCAGCCUCGAUGUCUUGAACCAGAUGAUGCGCAAUGUGGAGCAGGAAAUGGACGACUACGCCCAGUGGACUGGGCAUGAGCUCCAGCAAGCCCCCAACGGGCACGGACUCUCUGGAUUUACUUACUCGCUGGUGAACGCCCUGUGCCGAGUCAUGCGCUUUUUGAAAGAGAACGAGGGGAGGCUGCGUCAAGAAGCGCUGGACAGGCAACAGCUCGAAGGGGAAGUGAGCGAACAGAGAGCACUCAUCGAUGCUCUGACGGCAGAAAUCCUCCUCGUGAGAGAAGAGAACCUCGCUUUACAGAGCAAGCUUCUGCAGUACAUGUUCGUAACAGACGAGCAGCUGACUUCACUCACCCGUGCGCUUAAAGGGCUCCCCGCUGCAGAAUCGAACAGAACGAGAAGCCCUGGAGAGACUGGAGGGCUCUCGAUCCGGAGCCCAGAGGCCGUUCAGGGAAAACCUCUUGUAAAUUAUUUUGGACCCAAGACAGAUACCUUCAGAGGGGAAAAGAUGCCCGAGCUCUCGCAAAGAGACCUUCCCAGUAAAGGCCCAACGUUGCUGAAUCCUCCAGACGGCGCAGGGGUCGGUCAGGUUUUAUCGGCUCCUCUAAUCCGGCCAGCCAUCUUGUUAUCUCUGCCACAGCAGAAGAGCAGCCAGGCAUUGCUGCCUCUUCAGGAUGAAUCCUCUGGGAGAGAGUCAGACCAAGAAGAAAGGUCUUCUGUCUCGGGCCAACCACUGAUGAUGCAGGGGGAUGGUGUCCUGUUCACCCAGAGGGGCAGAGCUCCCAUCACCACUGGAGCCCUGCAGAGCUUUCUAUGGGCUGACUGCUCAGGCCAACCACCGACGAUGCAAGAGGACGAUGCCCUCUUCCCCCAGAGGGGCAGAGUUCCUGUCGCCACCGGAGUCCCGCAGAGCUCUCUACGGGCCGACUGCUCAGGCCAACCACCAACGAUGCAGGAGGACGCUGCCCUUUUCCCCCAGAAGGGCAGAGUUCCCGUCGCCGCCAGAGCCCCGCAGAUCUCUCUACAGGCCGACAGCCAGCCUGUUAAGAGCGCCUUCUCAGCAGCGGCAAGUCCAGGCCCGGGUGGGUUUGCGGAGAGGCUAAAUCCAGGCCCGCCCACGACAUGUCCACAGGAUGAUCACCUGCAGAGGCAGAUCGCCGAGCUCACAUUCCAGAACUCCGUGAUCCGAGCUCAGCUGAGCAGAUUCCAGCAGCCUCAACCAGAGGCAGGAGAUAGUCUGGAGCAGCCAGGCCCGAUGUGGAAUGCCCCAGGCAAAGAAGGGCAGGAAGCCAGCCAAGCUGCGAGCAGCUCGAAAGCACCCCCAAAGAGCCUGGACCAGCGAAUAGCAGAGCUGAACCGCCAAAGCGCCGAAGCGCGCAGCAAACUGCUGCAGCUGAUCAGCCAGCAGAAACUGGCCACGCUCGUCUCCGUCUCACCACCCAUUUCACCGAUCCCGUCGCCUUCCACAAACCUGAGCGAAACUGGAAAGAGGAAAAUUGAGGUGACCAUUCCAGUGGCAGAAACUCUGGACAGUUCUAAAGAAGAUACUCCUUCCCCUGCCAGUGGGACCAGUGCAAGAAGGUAA
Euleptes europaea (tarantolino) is the source of this 2559-nucleotide messenger RNA. It is a transcript of the gene SPICE1, whose product is annotated as spindle and centriole associated protein 1. The record is from RefSeq and is a predicted model, not a curated record. Gene Ontology annotation, cellular component: centriole; centrosome; spindle. The transcript has 15 exons. The coding region runs from base 1 to 2559 and encodes 852 amino acids. Lineage: Eukaryota; Metazoa; Chordata; Lepidosauria; Squamata; Sphaerodactylidae. Gene Ontology annotation, biological process: metaphase chromosome alignment; regulation of centriole replication; mitotic spindle assembly.